This is a messenger RNA of Colletotrichum karsti, 2265 nucleotides long. RefSeq lists its product as uncharacterized. Gene Ontology annotation, cellular component: nucleus. The coding region runs from base 1 to 2265 and encodes 754 amino acids. The transcript is spliced from 5 exons. Lineage: Eukaryota; Fungi; Ascomycota; Sordariomycetes; Glomerellales; Glomerellaceae. Gene Ontology annotation, molecular function: zinc ion binding; DNA binding; DNA-binding transcription factor activity, RNA polymerase II-specific. The record is from RefSeq and is a predicted model, not a curated record. Gene Ontology annotation, biological process: DNA-templated transcription; regulation of DNA-templated transcription.
AUGGCCGACGACCGGCGCAACAGCUCCGAAAACCCGCCGUCCGCACGGGAGGGUCAGACACAGCAUCCGGCACCAGCAACCGCAGAAAAGCCGCCUCAAGCCCAGUCUCAAGAUGGCCGGCCGCCACCCAAGAAGCGCAGGCGCGUCGUGAUAUCCUGUACAGAGUGUCAUCGUCGGAAGCAGAAGUGCGAUCGAGACCUGCCAUGCGCCAACUGCAAGUCACGCAACAAGCAGGACGCGUGCAAGUACGAGACGGGUGCGCCGACAGCAAAGGAGCAUCAGAAAGCGGAAGCCGAGGGUUCGAGGACAACGCAGGUCCAAAGCCUAUCCAACGCCGCGGCCAAUUGGGGCUACUCCCACGCAGGGGCAUCUACACUCGGCCUCAUGAGAAAAAUCGAGAGCGCAAAUGGCGAUGGCUCGCUAUCCCACCUGAGCGGCGCAACGCAGAUGGAGGACCAGUUUGCUACAAAGGAGAGGUACAAAUCCCUGAUCAGACAACUUCCGGCCAAGGGCUACAUCGAGAAGCUCAUCGAAGUCUACUUCCGCGAGUUCAAUUGGCAGUACUACGCCCUCGAGGAGGAUUUGUUCAUGCAGCAGUUCGCCGAAUGGAACAAUAUCCCCUUCAACGUGCUUUCCAACUUGGGACCGCAGGGGCUAUCACCGGAUCUGAGGGUGUUCCCGGCCUUGCUCUUCCAGGUCCUGGCAACGGCUCUCCUGACUCUCCCAGAAGGAUCGCACGAGUUCUACGAGCAUCUCAAGUAUGCCGGCAACAUGACCUUUGAAGACCUCGCUGCUGAUUACAGCGAGUCGGGUGUGGGCAUUUUGUCGUUGCUAGGCAAGCGACAGAUAACUUUGACGACGGUCCAAGCGUCGUUCCUUCGCGCAGCAUUUCUCAAAUACAUGGCCAAAGUAACGGAAUCGUGGCACGCCAUUGGUAGCGCCAUCAGAGACGCUCAAGAAAUAGGAAUGCACCGCGACAGUUUGGAUCCUCAACCGGCCAGUGACGAAACCGAAGAUGUUCUGGAGAACAUGUGGCUGAUUCAGAGGAGGCGCAAACUGUACAUGGUUCUGAUGACAUGGGACAUUCAUUGUGCGCUUGUAUUGGGACGUCCCGGCAGCAUCGAUUGGCGUAUACUUCCGCCAAGUCUCCCGAUAGAUACGCCCCUGCCAAAGGACCGCCGCAAAACACCCAUUGCGCCAAGAGAUGACGAGAAAGAUCCCCCGACACCGUUGACCAGGGGCAUUUGGGCAUUUAAGCUCGUGGGCCCGAUGCGAGAGAUCCUGGAGUUGGAGCACGAUGGCGCGUGUCCUAAGGACUACUCCAAAGUGGACCGAGUACACCAGAUGUGCCUGGAGCUAGACGAGACGACGCCUGCCUACUUCCGCCUGGAGAAUCCGGACCGCAGGUGGGAUGACGAACCGUCAUGCUACUGGCUUCAAUCGGUUCGGUUCUACCUGCCGCAGAUGAACCUCUUCAACUUGAUGGCUCUGCACAGGCCAUACAUAUUCAACAGGCAAAAGAGUCGUACCGAGGCGCUCAAGGCAAGCAUUGAAAUGCUGCACCGCCAGAUGCUCACGUUCCAGGGUCUCGAUGCUGGUUCGUGGCGAAACUUCUCGCUGUUUUUCGGCAGCUUCGACGCGGUAGUGCUCAUGGCGUCGAUAUACAUCCUUUUCCCCAAGGAGAAUCUAGACAUGGCCGGGAGCGCGAUGCAGCAUUUCCACUGGACAACGGAAAGAUUUGAAGCAAUGCAGGAGAGAAAUCCUCUCGCCAAGGCCGCCAAAGGGGUCCUCCAAGCCAUCUUUGUCAAAUUCAAGAAGGCUGUCGGAAACCCAGCACCGCCGCCAAGCAUGUCAAGUCUAGCGUCGCAAACGCCGGCAUCGACAACGGAGAGCAGCAGCAGCAUAUCGGCCCGGGGAUCGGUUUCCACGACGGCGAACACGGCGGAUACACCAGUUAGCAAGAGCAGCACUGUGGCAACACCGACAUCACAGCCAACCGCGCCCGACACAUCAUCAUACCCCAUGCCAUCGUCGCACUCGGAGUGGACGAUGCCGAACAACUGGGACUUUACGACGAUUGCGCCACUCUUCCCGAUGGGAGAUCUUAUCUACCACGAUCUGAACGGGAUACCAGAGGACGGGUCGUUGCCGGCGUGGGGAGCAGCAACACCGCCGCCGCCGGCAGCCGGGCAGACAUUUGAAGGAGAUUUCGGGAACGAUAGUGUGUGGAACAUUUUAAACCAGUACGACCCGACAACCGCUUGA